Molecule: messenger RNA, 5228 nt
Organism: Chara braunii
Lineage: Eukaryota; Viridiplantae; Streptophyta; Charophyceae; Charales; Characeae
Source: the annotation of a GenBank genome assembly
UCUCGACUGGCGACUCGGACCAUCUACUACCCUUUGCUGGACUCGGACGUGUGUGUGUGUGUGUGUGUGUGAGAGAGAGAGAGAGAGAGAGAGAGAGAGAGAGAGAGAGAGAGAGAGAGAGAGAGAGAGAGAGAGGAAGGACUCUCUACGGGCUACUUGGACUCUGGACUUGCGACACUAAAAACACACACCGGGCCACCAUGAAUAAAGGUGCUUAGUUUGCAGAUGGGAGUCUCCCAACGCCCUUCCACCACACCAAUUAGCCGACGUGACUUCGACACAUUCGUGCCCUUGCCAGGGGGGAUCGGAUGGAAACCCACUCAGAUGGAUUAGUGGGGGAGUGUUCCAGUUGACGUCGCAAUCCCGACCGCGGUGAUGAAAUGGGAUAAGGGAGGGAACACGUGUCGUAUCUGACGAGUCCUGGACGUGGGCCUUUGCGCGGGCGCGGGGUAAGUGAGAGAAGGAGAAAGGAGAGAGGACAAUACCUGAAUUGGAGGAGCAGGAGAGGAGGGGAAGCUGGCAGUCUGGCUGUGUAGGUGAAAGAGAAGGGGGGAGGAGGAGGGGGGGGGGKGGGSGKSKGGUKUUSAGGSGRKKGGGRGRRGGGGGGGGGGKGGGUGGCUUUGUGUGGAACAUGCGGCACGAUUUCAAAAUUGAAGAAGAGUGCUGAUCUUCUUCUCUCUUCUGUCCAUUCGAGAAAAUGAUGCACAUGACGUCGUCGUCGGCGAUCUGUUCGUCGUCGAUCAGCAGGCAGUCCUCGUUUGCAACAUGCGGGGGGCAAUCGGUAAUCUCAGUACAAGCAGGGAGAGGUCGGCGUACGGGUGGUGUGAGCUCGGCGCGCUGUGAGGCGAAGAAGGAAUGCCCUGUCGUCGCGUGGAUAUGGUCGAGCUGGAGGUUGGGCGCUCGAGUUGACGUCAGUCAAUCCUUGGAGUCUCAAUGGGAGAGGGUGGUGCAGGGGAGACGGGGUGGUGGAGGAGGAGGAGGAGGAGGCCGAGGCCUGGGUGAGCGGGGUCCCGAAGUGGGAUCGGGGGGGAUAGGCAGACAAAGGCGCAGCCUGAGCAGCGAUUGCGGCCAUGGCGGCGGCGGCGGCGGCGGCCUUCUACUGGAGAUCCGCGGGAUGGGAGGAGGGCCUAGGACCUUUCCCGGAGGAGUGACAAAGUGGCAGUGGAAGAGGAUGCAGACAAAGAAGAAACGCAGCAUAGAGUUAGCAAGGAUAGGCCGGAUGAAGAAGGAGGGCCAGCCGCCGCCAUAUCUAUGGGAUCCCACUCGGAAAGAGCGGGAAGACUUUUACAAGACCAUGCGGUCGGGAUCGCGACACAAGACGGCGAUGCAGUGGCGACGGAGGGAAGAUGGGGACGGGGUAGCUGACGUUGCGCAGGAGCAGCAGCAGCCGCCGGCGUUCAGAGGAGGAGGAAGAGGAGGAGGAGGAGGCCUAGAUAGCAUGGAAGAAGGGAACGGGCCGCUGGAUCUUGGUGCUAUGAAGGGUAAUCUAAGGGAUGGACGGGGGCAGGAGGUGGGGAUAGGGAGAUCAGGAGGAGAAGGGUGGCGGGGAGGAGGGGAAGAGAAGGCGGAGGGGGCUAGCCGAAGAGGCGCAGGCUAUGGUGGUGGCCCGAGGGGAACGACCGGGCUGGAGAGAUACCUCCAAGCGACAAAGGACAGUCGCCGCUACAGCAGGGGGGGGGGUGAGGAGGAGGAGGAUGAGGAGGAGGACGAGGAGGAGGAGGAGGAGGAGGCUCGCUUUUACGACGACGGGGUGGAAGAUAUGAGACAUGCGAGGGGAGGAAACAAUGCGGGGAGUAGGAUGUACACCCAAAGUGACGCGCGUGAUCAGCGGUCAGGGUACCGCGCGGCAUGGGGGCGCGGGCGCGGGCGCGGGGGUGGAAGGGGCAGUAGCGGCAGCAGCAGCAGCGUAAGGGGGGCUGGACGAAGUGGUGGGAGCAGCGCAAGAGGGGAUGGUGCAGGGAGAAGUGGCAGCAGCGUAAGGUGGGGGGAUGCAGACCGUGCAGGAAGUAGGGGCAGCAGCAGCGUAAGGGGGGGGGGUAUGCGAACUGAGCAGCCUCCAGCAUUGCCCACCAGGAGUCGGGAUCCGAGGCAGUCGUCAAGCACCAGCGAGGUUGGUCGGAGAGACACGUGGCAGGGCUCGAGUGAAAGGAGGAGGGGAGGAAGAGAUGGCGACGAUUUCUUUGACAUUUUCGCUGAAGAUGAGAAAGAGAGCGAGGAGGAGGAGGAGGAUGACGGUGAGGUGAACGAGUACGACGAAGGGGAAUGGGGGGCUUCGCUGGCGGCGGCAGGGGUGCAAAGUGGACCCUCUGGGAAUACCACGCGACGAGCAACAGCAGCAGCUCCGACGGCGCCCGUCCUCAAGGACCCAUGGGAGCGGGAGGAGUACUGGCAACCCUACGGCGGGCCCAAGGCAGAGGUGUGGGCCCGAUUGCAGGAUCAGUACAACAAGGAGGUUCCAGAGGAUAUCAGGGAAAUGCCAGAUCCACUCCGAGCUGCGCGGAUCAAGCACAAAGCCUUGAAAGUGCCGAAGCUUGUUCUCGUGUCCAGUAAAGGCGAGCUCGUGCCGUGGCUUCAGAAGGAGGAGAAGGUUGGACAAGCCAAGCAGAGCCGUCUAGUAGAGCAAGGAGAAGGAGAAAGUAGGGGGGAGGGCGUCAACGGGAAGGGGGGGGCUAUUAUUACAGCAGGGCGUGAGAGAAGUGGGAGGGGGGGGGUUGCGGUAGCAACAAGCGCGCGAACGAGGAGUGCAGAGGAGGAGGAGGAGGAGGAGGAGGAGGAGGAGUCGAGGGGUAGCAAGUACGCAACAAGCGAGCGGGGAGGCGGCGGUAGUAGUCUGCUGCUUCCAUUUUCAUCGCCGCCGCCAGAGCUGCGGGUACGUCAGAAGUCGGCGGCGGGAGAACCGGCGGCUGCUGCUGCGGAGGCUGCGCCGACCCCAGAGCACGUGCUGAGCGCGACAGGAUUCCAAUCAUUCAAGCUGUCCGAACUGACCCUCAGGGCUUUGGCUGAUCUGGGCUGCGAGAACGCCACGCUUUUGCAGGAGGAAACCAUACCCCAGAUGCUCAAGGGGAAGGACCUUCUCGUUGGCGGGAACGCGGGGGCGGGAAAGCGGCUGUCUUUUCUGAUUCCGGCGGUGGAGGUGGCCGAUAGGAGAGUGGAGGCGAAGAAGAAGAAAUCGAGCGAAGAGGAGAAAGAGGAGAAGAAGGAAGGGAGCGGCGCUGCGUCUGCGUCCGCCGAGGAAGACGACAACAACAAAGACGUGAUGGUGCUGAUCAUCACUCCCACGCGGGACUCAGUGCAGGCCAUCUGGAGAAUGGCCGCUGCGUUGACCGCUGACCACCCCAAUGUCAGUCUGCAGACGAUCAUCGGGGGCUCGAGAGUCAACGGCGAGCAGAGCCGACUCCUUCACGAUCCCUGUAGGAUCUUGAUUGGUUCGGCCGGUCGCUUGCUGGACCAUCUACAGAACACGAUAGGAUUCCCAGAGCGACUGUCGAAGUUGAAGCUGCUGGUCUUCGACGACACUGCGGAGUUGCUCCGCCUGGGCUUCCGCCCGCUCAUGGAGAGUAUCCUACGGUACCUGCCGACAAAAGGGAGGCAAACUUGUAUCUUUGCCUCCACCUUGCCUCCGCAGCUGUACAGUCUGGUGCACAACACAUUGCGCCCAGACCAUGCAGUCGUGGAGACCGUGAACGCUGUCGUUCCAGACGAUUCCCCGAGUGACGAGCAGGUUCCGCAGGAGUACAUGAUUGUUCCCGUCGAGUCCCAUCUUGUUGUCCUGUACCAGAUGUUAAGACUCCACAUGGAGGAGGAGGGGGUGGAGAAUUUCAAGGUUGUAGUUUUCUGCGUCUCGACCCCCGUGACCGUCAUGACUACCGAGCUCAUGCAAAGCCUUGGCCUUCCCGCCGUGGCUCUUCAUCCGGGACUAGACCGCCCGGAGCGGAUCAGGAUCGCCAACGAGUUCCGCCUCGGGACCGGAACCGUUCUCAUCACGUCUGACAACACUGCCAGGGGAGACUACCCUGGAGUGACCCUCGUUGUCCAGGUUGGGCUCCCGUUGAACAGGGAUCAGUACCUUUUCAGGGUCCGAAGGUCUGACAAGAGCCAGGGCACCAGCAUGCUGCUUCUGUACCCCUUCGAGAAGUUCUUCUUGGGGUACCUUCGGGAUCUGCCCCUCGAGGAGUGCGAGGCCAUGCCCAUCGACCCCUUCAGCGAGGACAAGGUGACCAAAUCCCUGAAAAAGGUGGACAUCAAUGCUCGCAUGAGGGCCUAUCAGGAUUUCCUAGGGUAUUACAAGAAUCACAGCGACAUAGUAUGGGACAACAAGGAGCUAGUACACCAUGCCAAUGUGUUCAGUAAGGGUAUCGGAUUCGCGGAGCCUCCCGUGCUCUCCCUCCGAGUGGCCUUGGCAUUAGGUCUGAGCAGAGUAGAAGGCUUGCGGGUAGCAGAUAUAUUCUAAGGACAGGAUUUCCUAGGGUAUCACAAGAAUCACAGCGACUUAGUGUGGGACAGCAAGGCCCGAGUACACCAUGCAAAUGUGUACAGUACGGGUAUCGGCGGCGCGAGUACACCAUGCAAAUGUGUACAGUAUGGGUAUCGGAUUCGCAGAGCCUCCCGUGCUCUCCCUCCGAGUGGCCUUGGCAUUAGGUCUGAGCAGAGUAGAAGGCUUGCGGGUCGCAGAUAUAUUCUAAGGACAGGAUUUCCUAGGGUAUCACAAGAAUCACAGAGACUUAGUGUGGGACAGCAAGGCGCGAGUACACCAUGCAAAUGCGUACAGCAAGGGUAUCGGAUUCGCCGAGCCCCCCGUGCUCUCCCUCUGAGUGGCCUUGGCAUUAGGUCUGAGCAAAGUCGAAGGCUUGUGGGUCGCAGAUAUAUUCUAAGGACAAGAAACGCACAGCACACGUACACACAACUGGAAAACAGGAAACUUGUGUGUAAGCUGGCGUACUAGUAGUAGUAGCAGUAGUAGUAGUAGUAGUAGUAGUAGUAGUAGUAGUAGUGGUAGUAAUGCUGCUGCUCUUGGAUCGAUCCUAUCUAUAGCACGGCUCUAGUACAAAAGAGUAUGGUUUUCUCCGACGAAGAGAAUCUCAGAUAGCUGGAGAAAGGCUUCACUAGAGGUGGCUGUGUCUUGUCUAUAGUAUAUAGUUAGACCGAGUGUCUAUAGUUUUACCUUAGGGUUCCUUAGGAGGAGGGUUGUUUAGGCGUCCCCAAGUUCACAACAAAAUUUAGACAUGGUC